Molecule: messenger RNA, 1030 nt
Organism: Gastrolobium bilobum
Lineage: Eukaryota; Viridiplantae; Streptophyta; Magnoliopsida; Fabales; Fabaceae
Exons: 5
Coding region: 134-769 (211 amino acids)
Source: RefSeq, a predicted model, not a curated record
UUAGAAACUGUUGAUGCAUAUUUUCAUUUUUCUUCUUCUUCUUUUUGUCAUCACUGACUACUGUUAAUUCUGCGGUUAUAAAGAAUUAUAUAAGUGAUACAGGGACAUAGGAAAUCAAUCCAAUUCAGUGUCUAUGGAGGUUAACAGUGAUGACGCUUCGAGAGGGGGUAACUGUGAGCCUCAAAACCCCAUUAAUCGAAACCCUAACCCUAACCCUCGCCAGCGCAGUGUAUCCAAAGCAAAAUCUUGUAAGGGAAGCUUGUACUACUCAUCAGUUCGCAAAUCCAAAUCUAAAAACCCCACUUGCGUUGGCAUCUCUGGAGCGAUUCAGCAAUUUCCCUCUAACACUGUGGGAGAAGCAGAGUUGGAAGCUUCGAAGCGGGGCACAACUAUUGAAAAUUUCAAGUAUGUUUGUCUUGGAUACUCCAUCUACUUAGACAGCAAAAAUUCUCCAGCUGACUCGCAGAAUAAAACACCAAAGUUGCCCUUUUGUGUUGGUCUUGAGAUGUUGAUGAACAAGGGGCCUUCAACGUCCCCUGUUAGUGAUGUUCCUGCUCCUUCUCAGAAAAUUGAAGAACAUGAACUUGCUAUGCCCCAACCUCGAAGUUAUAAAGCUCCACAUUUCACAGGGGAAGAAUACUUGAACAGAUUUAAAAGGAAUGCGAUUUUAGUGGCAUCAGGCGUUGCCAGAAACUUGAACAGAGUAGGUAACUACGUAAAAGAGACCCUAGAUGACGUUCUAAAUCCUUACCGUAGGGGACCAAAAUGAAUCUGACGGUUGUGAUUUGUGUAUGUCGAAAAGAAUUUUAAUCUUGGUCAUUGGCCAUUUUCCUUUCUUGGGGCCAAUUUAUUAUUUGAGUUCUGACUGUUUGCUUAUGGAGCAUUUUUUUUUUUUUUUGGUAAUAAGGUUUUUAAGGGGACAGACAAGAGAUUAGCCCAUGUCAUAGGGCUUAGUGCAGGCUUACAGUUGUACUUAAAGCAUUUAUCAUUUACAUAAUAAAAUUGCAUCACCAUCCAAUAUUCUAUGAUU